UUCUUUUUCCAGUUGGAUUUUUAGCUAACUGCCCCAGUCUCCUCUAUGCAAAGAGCUGCAGACUAGAUCUGUUUCUUGCACUCUUAAAUCCAGAAGAAUGAAAUCUGACCAAGUCCUCUCUCUGGGAUCUAUUUUACUCCCCCUGAUGCUUUAUCAGCAGGCUUGGGCUCAAUUUCCACGAGAAUGUGCCAAUGUUGAGGCUCUGAGAAGUGGGGUGUGUUGCCCAGACCUCUCUCCUUCCGCUGGGCCUGGAACUGACCCCUGUGGUUCAUCAUCAGGGAGGGGCAGGUGUGAGGCUGUGACUGCAGACUCCCGACCCCACAGCCCUCAUUACCCCCACGACGGCAGAGAUGACCGGGAGGGCUGGCCUCUGAAAUUCUUCAACAGAACGUGCCGGUGCAACGGCAAUUUCUCAGGACACAACUGUGGGACAUGCCGUCCCGGCUGGAGAGGAGCUACGUGCAACCAGAAGUUUCUCACAGUCAGGAGAAAUCUUCUCGACUUGAGUACAGAAGAAAAGAAUCACUUCAUCAGGGCCCUGGACAUGGCAAAGCGAACAACUCACCCUCAAUUUGUCAUUGCCACGAGGAGGUCAGAAGACAUACUGGGAACAGAUGGCAGUACACCACAGUUCCAGAACAUUUCCAUUUAUAACUACUUUGUUUGGACACAUUAUUAUUCAGUCAAAAAAACUUUCCUUGGGUUCGGGCAGGAGAGCUUUGGGGAUGUGGAUUUCUCUCAUGAGGGGCCGGCUUUUCUCACGUGGCACAGGUACCACCUACUGCAGCUGGAGAGAGACAUGCAGGAAAUGCUGCAGGAGCCUUCUUUCUCCCUUCCGUACUGGAAUUUUGCAACUGGGAAAAACAUCUGCGAUGUCUGCACGGAUGAUCUGAUGGGAUCUCGAAGCAACUUUGAUCCAACUCUUAUAAGCCCCAACUCUGUUUUUUCUCAAUGGAGAGUGGUCUGCGAAUCCUUGGAAGACUAUGAUACCCUGGGAACCCUUUGUAACAGCACCGAGGGUGGGCCCAUCAGGAGAAAUCCAGCUGGAAAUGUGGACAGACCAAUGGUGCAGCGUCUUCCUGCAGCACAGGAUGUCACUCAGUGCUUAGAGGUGGGUGUGUUUGACACACCUCCUUUUUAUUCCAAUUCUUCAAACAGUUUUCGAAACACGGUAGAAGGUUACAGUGACCCCACAGGGAAAUACAACCCUGCAGUUCGAAGCCUUCACAAUUUGGCCCACCUCUUCCUGAAUGGAACAGGAGGACAAACCCAUCUGUCUCCCAAUGAUCCUAUCUUUGUCCUCCUGCACACCUUCACUGAUGCGGUCUUUGAUGAAUGGCUCAGGAGACACAAUGCUGAUAUAUCUACCUUCCCAUUGGAAAAUGCUCCCAUUGGACAUAAUAGACAAUAUAAUAUGGUACCAUUCUGGCCUCCAGUUACCAACACGGAAAUGUUUGUUACUGCUCCAGACAACCUGGGAUAUGCUUAUGACGUUCAAUGGCCAGGUCAGGAAUUUGCCAUAUCUGAGAUCAUUUCCAUUGCAGUGAUUGCUGCGCUGUUGCUUGUAGCACUCAUUUUUGUGGGUGCUUCUUGUCUGAUCCGUUCCAGAAACAUCAAGGACGAAACCAAUCAGCCCCUCCUCACUGAUCACUAUCAACGCUAUGCGGAGGAAUAUGAGGAACUCCCAAAUCCUAAUCAGUCCAUGGUCUGAACACAGCACCCGCCUUAGUACCAUCAAUGCAGUU
Messenger RNA from Nannospalax galili (Upper Galilee mountains blind mole rat), 1745 nucleotides. RefSeq names its product tyrosinase related protein 1 (gene Tyrp1). Gene Ontology annotation, biological process: melanocyte differentiation; melanosome organization. Gene Ontology annotation, molecular function: oxidoreductase activity. The coding region runs from base 98 to 1711 and encodes 537 amino acids. The record is from RefSeq and is a predicted model, not a curated record. Lineage: Eukaryota; Metazoa; Chordata; Mammalia; Rodentia; Spalacidae. The transcript is spliced from 7 exons. Gene Ontology annotation, cellular component: melanosome.